UUUAUUUAUCGUACAAUGAGUGUGCAAUUCACAAUUGCUGGCACAGGACCUGUACAAUGUAAAAAAGAACGAAAAAUUGUCAAUUUCAACCUUUCACAUAUUGUGAAAGGACAUUUGGAUUAUUCUCGCAAAUUAACAGAAGUAUUGGCAGCUGUUGGUGUUCGAGUUACACCACAUCGUGACGAAUCGAUGCCAAAUUUUGACGAAACUGUGGAAACAUCGAAACCCAGCGCUGAUGGAAGUGAUAAGACGAAUGAACAAGGUCUUCCUUUAGACACCUCUGCUGGUGUUUUGGAAGCACAGAGCAAUCAUAUUGAUAUACCAGAAUCUGAAGUUAGCGAUUUGAGAACUCAUGCUUCAAACGAUGUGAAGGAGUCAGAAGGAAAGACAGAUGAUCCAAUACUAUGUGUGGAAAUAGAGGAAAAACUAGAAAUUUCUGAAGAAAAGGGGUCAGAAAGAAAGCCAGGUGAUUCAGCACGAUGUGUGGAAAUGGAGAAAAAUCAAGAAAUUUUUGAAGAAACGGAUGAAAAACAGGCCGCGACCAUGAAGGAGAAACCCUCAGAAGUGCCCGACGUGGGAAAAAAGUUGAGUGUUGCAGAAAAUGAGGUAAAGGCACGUGUAGAAAACGAAUGAGA
Gongylonema pulchrum is the source of this 635-nucleotide messenger RNA. Lineage: Eukaryota; Metazoa; Nematoda; Chromadorea; Rhabditida; Gongylonematidae. The record is from the annotation of a GenBank genome assembly.